This is a messenger RNA of Cylicostephanus goldi, 411 nucleotides long. Lineage: Eukaryota; Metazoa; Nematoda; Chromadorea; Rhabditida; Strongylidae. The record is from the annotation of a GenBank genome assembly.
AUGAACCGAACGAAAGAAUUGAUUUUGCUGGCGUACAGCUCCAGUUUUUCUUCCAUUUACAAACUUGGACGACGUACAGCUGGAAUCGAUGACAAUGGAGGCACACUCACAGCUUAUAUAUGGUCUUAUCUGCGGUCAAUGCUGUCAUUCGAUGUGCCGCGGAAGUUUGCUGAAGAUGAUAUGAUCGAUUUGGCACAUGUUGAUAAUCUGGAGGUUCUUGCCCGCGCUAAAUGGUAUGUGGACCACAACGAUUUCGAUGGAGCGGUCCGCAUUUCGCAGCUGCUGCGCGGCGAAGCGGCGCUGUCCGUUCGCGACUGGCUUGCCGAUGCCCGUGCAUACUUGGAGACUAGACUGCUCGCUCAACUUCUUGUUGCGCAUGCUGCCGUAUCAUCCAUCAGAUCCACGUAUUAG